Messenger RNA from Hydra vulgaris (swiftwater hydra), 8073 nucleotides. Its product is annotated as stalled ribosome sensor GCN1. The record is from RefSeq and is a predicted model, not a curated record. Gene Ontology annotation, biological process: cellular response to amino acid starvation; regulation of translation. Gene Ontology annotation, cellular component: cytosol. Gene Ontology annotation, molecular function: protein binding; protein kinase regulator activity. Lineage: Eukaryota; Metazoa; Cnidaria; Hydrozoa; Anthoathecata; Hydridae.
ACAGAAAAAAAUACUGAAUCUUUUUAGUCCCUGUGUAAUAAGCAGCCUAAACAAUGCCUCAAGAAGAGUCUCAAGAAAAACCUAUUAUCACUAAAGAAGAAGUGUUAAGAAAUUUAAUGAAAGAGUCUUUAAUGAAAGUAACAAGUGCAUCAUUUAAAAUACGUAAAUCUGUGUUUUUGGAGAAACUUUCUAACUGUAUUGAAAAUGAAGGUUUUCAAGAUGCACAUUUAAAAGGAAUUGUAAAGAUCAUAAAGCUAACAAUAUGGCGGUACAGGGACAAAAAGUCACGAUAUUUGGUGGUUUCAUUUGUUCAGAAAGUUCUUGCAAAAUAUGGAGUCAAUUUUGGUAAGCUACUUUUAUCUGAAGUUCAACCUCAAGCUGUUGGACUUGCAAAGUCUAAUUCAAGUUAUGCUGGUGCAUCAGCUGCAGUGUUUUUACUUUCUUGGUGUAAUGAGGUUUCAAAAAGUAUCAAUGUAAAUCAAGAAGACUUCCAUCUUUUAGUUGAGGUUCAGAUUUUGGCUUAUAGCGCAGUUUGUAAGCAUCAUUCAAGAAGAGCACAAAGAAUUUCAAACACAGCUAAAAAGAUUCUUAUGCAGGAUAAGAAACCUGAGAUAUUUUUAAAGUAUAUUGAAGUAAUAUUGAACAAUAGCAAGUUUGAGACUGAAUCUAUGUCAUUUAUUGGAUUGAUUUUUCAGUAUUUGACUUCUCAUAAAGCUAUUUCAUUGGUUGAUGACUUAAUAAAGAAAAAACUUCUUGAUUUGUUUAUUCGCAACUGUAUUCAGACUAAAAUCGCUGCACCAAAACAUUCACUAGAGCAAGUAAAACCAAUGCUAAAAUAUUUGAAUCAUGGUGACUUUCAAGAAAUUUUUCCCGAUAUUAAGAAAGGACUUCUAAGAAAUCCAGAAACAAUAUUACAAGCUGUUGGAUACUUUUUUUUUGGUUUAUCUAUUGAUCUCUCUCAGUAUAUUGAUGAAUUAUCACAAAGUAUUCCAGUUCAUUUUACAUCUCAAAAUGCAAGUUUAAGAGAUGAUGCUGUGUUUGCUGUUGAAAAAAUUGCUCAACAAUGUAGCGAUCAUAAUGCAGUGUGUAAACUUAUCAAUCAAAUAUUCAAAAUAUUGUCAGGUUCCGAAGGUAAACUUUCCCUUCCUGAACAACGUACAUCUGUGUUCUCAGCCAUAGAAAACAUAGCUAACAUAUCAUCUACUGCUGCUAAUAUGGAAAUGCUUGCCACAUUUAUAUUUGAAAAGAUGUAUCCUUUUCUUCUUGAAGAAGGACAUGAAGGGGCAUUAAUAAAAGCUUUAGGUGCUUUAAAAUCGUGGGCAAAGUUUUUUACAGUAAAUCUACCAACUAACUUUGUAGAUGUUGUUAAGAAAGGUGUAAAUGCAAAAUCAAGUACGCCAACAAUUCGAGCUAAUUAUUUUCAAAUGGCAAAAGAAGCUAUCAAAGGUAAUAACGUAGUUCAAAGUCUUCAGUUGCUUGAUAUGCUUGUACAGACUGUUGAAAAAAGUGUUCCACACCAAGUAUGCAGUGUUUAUGAAAGUUUGGCUGCAUCAACUUUAGUAGCUUGUAUAUCUGCAUUGGACAAUUCAAAAGAUAGCAAGUUGGACUCGUUUUGGAGUUUUGUUCUUCAUCAUACUAAAAAGCCAUUACUUUCCGAAAAGUUUAUGAGCGCUGCAAAUAAGGAGCAACUAAAUCAGUUGAUGAAAUUUACAACCAUUCUUUUUACAAGUCAUUAUGAAAAAGUUGCUGGAAAAAAUGUAAAGCCAUGGCACAAUGCAUUCUCAACACUACUUUUACGUGGAGAUUUUGAAACAGUUAAGCAAACAAAAAGUCUCAUCACAAAAGUUAUUGCUUAUGAAGAUUUAAAUGAGUUGCCUAUUGAUAUAUUUAAUGAGAUUCAUAGCUUUCUUAUAAAAUCCGAUGCUGAGAGACCAACAGAGUUGAGUCGUAUUCCAGAUUGCUAUUUAUUUUUGGCUUCAUGUUAUCAAGGAUCUGGUGAAAGAUUUCUUAUUGAUUGUGUUUUCAAAGUUCAUCAUCCAUCAUUAGUUGAAAACUCUCCUGACUUAUUUAAAAAGAUGGCAUUUUUAAUGCAUGUUGACUUAAGCAAGUUUGUAUCUGAUCAUUCCAAAGUUAUUAUGGAUAUGUUUUUAAAUAUAGAAGUUGUUGAAAAGAUUCACAUAAACACUUUGACAACUCUGCUCAGCAUAUCUUCUUCAUUACUUAUACCUUUAUUUAUGGAAAUGAUAAAAGAAAGUCUUAAAAACCCAGUUUUAAAGCAAGUAUCACUCCACGAGUUUGGAAUACUUAAUACACCUGAAGGGGAAGUGUAUGAUCAGACCAUUUUUGAAAGUGCAAAAGAAAUGAAACAAGCGAAUGUAAAACGUGAAUCCAAAGUUUAUUCAUUUAAAGAACAAAAAAUAGAAAUGGAAUUGAGGGAGGAGUUAAAGAAAAACAAAGGCGAAAAUAAAAUUGAAUUGAAUGCAAAACAAAAAGAGCAGUUAGAAAUAUUAAAAAAUCAAGAAAAAGAAGUUCGUAACAGACUCAAAAUUCUAUCAAGUUCUGUAUUAAAGCAAGUCACACUUCUAAAUAUUUGUUUUGCAAGUAAAGCAGUAGAACUACAAUGUCACUAUGCAGAUUUAAUUCAUAUGCUACUUGAUCUUUCGAAAUAUCUGAUGGUUGCUACUCAUGUUGUUCCUUGUUAUAUAAGAAUGUCACAGUGUAUUUUUACUGAUGAUCUAUCACAUCUUGGAGAAUUAAUUGGAAAUGUAAUAAUACGUCACAUCGACCCCCCAUGCACAUUGCCUUCAAAUUGGUCUUCAGAAAAACUUAGUGAUCAGACUGCUCGAGUUUUGGAUCUUAUUCACAAAUUUAUUAGCGAACGAAAUCUCUAUCUUAUGAUGGCUCAUACUCGAAAAAAGCCUUUUACAGUUCUUGCAUUUACAUAUUUAUUGCCUUUAUUAAAGGUUGUUUUAAAAGACCGUGGUUCUGUUAUUAAUGCAAAUGAAGGUCUACGGAUGAAAGCUUUGCAGAUCAUAAUGGUGCACUGUAAAUUGCGAUCAAGUCCAGCAGAUGAUAACGUAAAUUCUGUGCAAUUACUUCCACGCACUGAGUUGUUACAAAUAUUAUCUGGAGUUAUAAUAGGCUGUGAUGGACAUAACAAAGAUUCUAAGAUUCAAAUUUAUGCAAACAACGUUUUUGAUGAAGUUUGCAAAUCAGCUAAUGGUUCUGUUGGAUGCGCUAAAGCUUCACUUUCAGAGGUAGAACUGUUAUUGGAUUACAUUCUUUCGAAUUGCAGCAUUUUAAGACAUGCUUCUUUGAAAGGAUUGCUAGAAAUGAUUGAUAUUUUGCCCAUGUAUGCUGAGGUUUUAAUAGAUACGUUAGGAAGAAGGGUCAUGAUAGCUAGAUAUGACUCAGAUAAAAAAAACGCUGAACUUGCUGAGUUGCUGUGGGAAAAAGCGAAACUAACAGUAAGUGGUGGAAUGACAUGUGACCUAGUUGAAGAUAUAAUUCAUCCUUUGGCUGACAUACGUACAGCAUCAAGCAUGGCUCUUGCAACUUCGCUUGGAGAGCAACCAGCAUUAGCACCUAUGGUUAUCAGUACAUUGUUAAUGACAUACGAAGAACAAAAUAAGAUUCCUGCUCCUGUGAUUGAUAACCUUGGUCGUGCAGUUUCAGUUCAUUUUGUUGAUCCCUGGGAAGCGCGUCAAGGAGUUGCAUUAACUCUUGAAAAAAUCAUUGCAUUUAUUCCUGAUGAACAGGUGGAAGUCUUAUUUCGAUUUUUUGUACCUACUGCUUUUAGCGAUCGUAAUGAACUUGUUAGAAAGCAAAUGUUAGAUGCAGCUCUUGCAUAUGUUAACCAUUCUGGACAGAAUCACAUGACAUUGCUUCUAAGUAUAUUUGAAGAGUUCCUUGAUUCAGCACCAGAUUCAUCUGCACAUGAUGUAAUACGUCAGUCAGUAAUCAUUUUGACUGGAUCUCUUGCCAAACAUCUUUCUAAAACUGAUCCUAAAAUAAAACCCAUCUUUUUAAAGUUAAUGGCUGCUUUAACCACACCCUCUCAACAGGUGCAAGAGGCAGUAGCAAAUUGUUUGCCUCCAUUAUGUCUUGCCAUUAAAGAUGAUGCUCCAGAUCUUAUUAAGAAUUUACUUAAUCAGCUGUUUGAAUCAGAAUCAUAUGGAGAACGUCGUGGUGCAGCGUUUGGACUAGCGGGCAUGGCAAAAGGUUUAGGGAUUCUAUCAUUAAAACAACACAAUAUUAUCAGCACUUUAAAUGAAUACAUUCAAGACAAGAAGGUUUGGCGGCAUAGAGAAGGUGCUUUAUUUGCUUUUGAAACUUUAUGUACAAUGCUUGGUAGACUGUUUGAACCUUAUGUAGUUCAUCUGCUACCUCAUUUACUAUUGUGUUUUGGAGAUGGUAAUCAGUACGUAAGAGAGGCAGCUGACGAAACUGCAAAGGCUGUUAUGAGAAAUUUGAGUAAUCAUGGUGUAAAACUUGUGCUACCAUCUUUACUUAAAGCAUUAGAAGAAGAAUCAUGGCGCACAAAAACAGGCAGUGCUGAGCUUUUAGGUGCUAUGUCAUUUUGUGCUCCCAAACAAUUGUCAUCUUGUUUACCUAGUAUUGUCCCACGGCUAACAGAAAUACUUGCUGACUCUCAUUUAAAAGUACAGAAGGCUGGGCAACAAGCACUUAGACAGAUUGGUGGUGUCAUUAGAAAUCCAGAGAUUCAAGAAAUAUCAUCUAUUAUACUUGAUGCAUUAUCUGAUCCAAACAAAAACACAGUGGCUUGUCUUCAAGCACUACUAAAUACUUCAUUUGUUCACUUCAUUGAUGCUCCAUCUCUUGCUCUAAUUAUGCCUACACUAGAGAAAGCAUUAGAUCAAAGACCCACAGAAACUAAAAAAAUGGCUGCUCAAAUUCUUGGAAAUAUGUAUGCAUUAACUGAUCCAAAGGACUUGACUCCCUACCUGCCAGCUGUUGUACCAGGUUUAAAAAAAUCUUUGUUAGAUCCAUCGCCUGAGGUAAGAGGGGUUUCAGCACGUGCAUUAGGUGCAAUUGUAAAAGGAAUGGGUGAAGAAUGCUUUAAUGAUUUGAUGCCAUGGUUACUUGAAACACUUACAUCUGAAAUCAGUAGUGUUGACAGAUCAGGAGCUGCACAAGGUUUAUCUGAAGUGCUCCAUGCGCUUGGUCAAGAAAGACUAGACAAAUUGAUGCCUGAUGUCAUAGCUACUACCAUGAAAGUUGAAUUGCCUCCGUUUGUUAGAGAAGGAUACCUCAUGUUAUACAUCUAUCUUCCUGCUACAUUUGGUGAUGACUUCAUUGGGUAUAUUAGCUCUAUUGUUCCAGCUAUUCUUAAAGGCUUGGCAGAUGAAAGUGAGUAUGUUCGAGAGACAUCAUUGAAGGCGGGCCAAAGAAUAAUUAAUAUGUAUUCUGAAAGCGCUAUUGAGUUACUUCUUCCACAACUUGAAGCUGGACUGUUUGAUGAGCACUGGAGAAUUAGGUAUAGCUCUGUUCAAUUGCUUGGUGAUUUACUCUUUAAGCUUUCUGGUGUUACUGGAAAACAAUCUACUAUUGGUGAUGAAGAUGAUAACUUUGGAACUGCUUAUUCUUCACAGGUUAUUCUUGAAACUCUGGGGCAAGAAAGACGUGAUCGUGUUUACGCUGGCCUUUAUAUGGGUCGCUCUGAUGUUGCGUUACAUGUACGACAAAGUGCUUUGCAUGUAUGGAAAGUUAUUGUACAAAACACAGCAAAGACAUUAAGAGAGUUAUUGCCAACCUUAUUUGAACUACUUCUAGGUUGUUUAGCUAGCCCUUCAUAUGAUAAGAGACAGGUAGCUGCACGCACUUUAGGUGAUUUAGUGCGUAAACUAGGUGAGCGAAUUUUACCAGAGAUAAUUCCUAUCCUUGAAGAAGGUCUUAACAAUGAAGCAGGAAGCAAAAGACAAGGUGUUUGUAUUGGUCUCAGUGAGAUAAUGGAUUCAUGCAGUCGUGAAAUGGUUGGACAAUUUGAAGAGUCCCUUAUAUCAACUGUUCAAAAGGCGUUACUUGAUCCACUUCCUGAAGUUCGCUCUGCUGCUUCAUUGACAUUUGAAAACUUGCACAACACUAUAGGUCAUAAAGCUCUUGAGGGUGUGCUUCCACAUGUGUUUGAAAAACUGGAAGAUCCUGAUCUCAGUGAAUUUGCAUUAGAUGGGUUAAAACAAGUGAUGGCUGUUAAAAGCAAAAUGGUUUUACCUUUUCUUAUUCCUAAACUUACAAAACCUCCUGUCAAUACCAAAGCUCUUUCGAUUCUUGCAUCUGUUGCUGGAGAAGCUCUAGUUAAGCAUUUGGAAAAGAUAUUACCUGCAAUGAUUGAGGCUGUUCAUCUUUCAACAGAUAAUUCCGAAUUUAAAGGAACAGAAGCUCUUGUAUUGUCAGUUGAAGAAGAUUCUGGAAUCCGUAUAAUAAUAAAUGAAUUGACAAUUGCAUCAAAAAAUCAACUACCUGGUAUUCGUAAGGUUGCUGCAGACUUGCUUUGCGUAUUUUGCAGAGAUUGUCGUGGUGAUUUUAGCAUGUAUGUUCAACAGCUGUUUGUAGUUGCCAUUCAGCUUAUGAAUGAUGUUGAUAGUAAUGUUACAGAGUCUGGUUGGAUAUUAUUAGACACCCUUGUCAAGCAUUUGGAACCUUCUGAUCAGAUUCAGCAUUUAACCUCGCUGAAGCAAGCUCUUAAAUUUAUAAAAGCAGAAAUUAGAAACAACUUAUUACCUGGAUUCUGUUUACCUAAAAAGGGGGUUGUACCAAUCAUACCAAUGUUCCGAGAAGGUAUUUUAAAUGGACCACAGGAAGUUAAAGAACAGGCUUCUUUAAUUUUGGGAGAGAUAAUAAAGUUAACCAGUGAAGAAGCUCUCAAACCAUCUGUUGUCCAUUUAACUGGUCCAUUAAUUCGAAUUCUUGGUGAUAGAUUCAAUUACAGUGUAAAAGUAGCUAUUCUUGAUACAUUAGGCCUGUUGCUCGAAAAGGUUGGUGCUGUUUUGAAACCCUUUUUUUCUCAACUUCAAACUACUUUCAUGAAAGCUUUAACUGAUCCAACAUUAGCUGUGCGUCAAAAAGCAUCUUGGGCUUUAGGUUUUCUUACAGUAUUACAUACAAGAGUUGAUUCUUUAUUCACUGAGUUGAAAAAUUCCAUUCAGAGUUCUGAUGAUCCUGCUGUCAGAGAAACUGUUCUAAAGACAUUACACUAUGUUAUUGUCAAUGCUGGAGACAAGAUGGGAGAUAGUAUAAAAAGUAGUCUACUUGAAACGCUUUUGGAUUUGAUAUCUUCUACUGAGGAUGGAAUUCGUAUUACUGCUGGUGCUUCAUUAGGAGCCCUGUGUCAAGUUCUUUCAGAUAGUGAUGUCAAGAGUCUGCUUUCUUCGUCUUUACUUGAUGUUAACCCAACACUAGACUGGAUUGUUUGUCAUGGACGUGCUAUAGCUUUGUCUUAUGCUCUUUUCCAUGCUCCUUCUCAGCUUUUUAAAGUAACUAGUGAGGAGAGUAUUAUCGAUGUUGUUGUACGUCAUUCAACUAACGAAAGGAUUCCAAUAUGUACAUUUGGAGUUCAUUCGCUUGGUCAUUUAAUUAUAUACUCAAAAGAGAAACCUUCUGUUGCUCCUCUUGUUGUUUUAGUGUCAAUGAAAAAGAGCAUGUUACAUGUGUCUUCAGAUGUUCGAAUCACCGCUCUCAAUACAUUACGAUAUAUCUCAAAAAACUAUCCAGAAUCUGUUCAGUUUAAUACAAUAAAACACUUUAUUACAGAAUUUCCUUUGUUACUUCGCGAUCGUAAUCAAGGCGUGAGAUCUGUUGCAGAAAUUACAAUUGCAUUUGUAUUGCAGCUGCACAAAAAUGAUUUACUAUUUGAUCAAUGUGUGGCUUCGCUCACUGAAUGUGCAAAGUUUCUUCAAGAUUAUAAAAGCAAUGUCUUUGUCAAACAUAAUGAUGCUUUAGCGACUGACCCUAAUGACUAUAUAUUUGUAACAUAGAGUAGGAAAAAAAAGAUUUUUAUAGAUUGUGAUAAUUAAGCUUCGAAUAAGUAUGAUGCAGAUAUGUUUGUUCUAUUUA